Molecule: messenger RNA, 1718 nt
Organism: Salvia hispanica
Lineage: Eukaryota; Viridiplantae; Streptophyta; Magnoliopsida; Lamiales; Lamiaceae
Product: Pyridoxal-5'-phosphate-dependent enzyme family protein
Molecular function (GO): D-cysteine desulfhydrase activity
Source: RefSeq, a predicted model, not a curated record
UUUAUUUUCAAGGAAUCUAGACACACAACAGAUAUGGUUCUACCUCUCUCCAAAAAGAAGAGACAUCGUUGAUAACUUAUUAACUUAACCGAAGUUCAAAUAUCUACAAUCCGCAUCUCCUUGUUUUGAAGGCAAAGCAUGGGAUUUCAAAUAUUGCCCCGAAAUUCUGUAUUUUCAACUGUAAAAAAUGGGUCUUUUCCGAACACCUACCAGGAUGUAUUGAAGCAUUAUCUGGUUAAUGAUGAAUCGGUGUACAAAUUAUUUGACAGAAGGUGGGCCUUGAGCUGCCCUGAUGCCAAAAUCAACCAGAUAAUGACUUCUAGCCGAAAGGGAGGCGAAUCAAUAAUUUCUGAAACCAUUUCCUAUCAAAAUAUCAUCCCACCAUGCCUUGGCGAAGGCAUGUUUGAAAAGAAGAACGAUUCUUCAUCAUUCUAUGUGGUGAGGGAUGACUUGUUGCAUCCUCUGGUAAAUGGUAACAAAUCAAGGAAAUUAGAUGCCCUGCUUCCCGUUCUUGAAGAUAAUGCUGUGACCGGAGUGGUGAGCUUGUGUCAGCACUCCAUCUCACUGUGUCAAAACUUGGUUACCUGUGGGGGCUGCCAAAGUGCGCAUGCUGCUGCAGUUGCUGUGUCAUGUGCAGAGAGAGGACUGAAGGCACACAUACUUCUUCGAGGAGAAGAGCCUGAAACUGUAACUGGUUACAAUCUUGUUUCUAAACUGUACAGUGAUGUGGUUUAUGUUCCAAGAUCUGUAUAUGCCAAGAGAGAAGAAAUGCUUGCAAAGCAUGCGGAGUCGAUUGCAGGCGCUGGUGGAUCUAUUAUGUGGCCCAACGAUGUUAUGGAGGCUUCUUUCAAACCUUAUGAAUCGAGGGCACAUAACUUUCCACGUGCAGAUCCUAUUAACUGUCCCGAAAAACCUAAGAAAGUUGCUAUUAUAAAUGAAGGGGCGGGAGAUGCAAUAGCCUUGCUAGGUGUUAUGCGAUUGAUAAAAUACUUAUCACAAAAACAUUUGUUUGGCAAAGAGCAGACCAUGAAAAUCGUUGUAGAUGCUGGCACCGGGACAACAGCUGUUGGUUUGGCUCUCGGGGCUCUAUCUUUAGGGCUUCCUUGGGAGGUGAGUGCCGUGAUGCUGGCUGACAAAAUCGAGGGAUACAAAAGAAAGGAGCAGAGUUUGAUAUCUGAAUUUCUUAGAGUCUAUACAUCAUCUCCUCAUCAGGGUUUAGCUCCAUCUGAAGGAAAUAAUGGAACCGUGCAAUGGGUAGACCGCCGUGUACCUAGAAAGUUUGGCAAUAUACUAAAAGGCGAAGUUGAGGAAUGUCGAAGGAUAGCACAAGAGACCGGUGUCCUGGUGGACCCAAUAUACACUCUGGCUGCUUGGGAUCUUGCAACUCAGCUCAGCCAGGUACAAGAUGCCAAAAUCGUUAUGCUGCACACCGGAGGGACACUGGGAAUGUUUGGACUCGCGCAACGGUAUAAGUCUUUCUUCCGCAUGAAUGCCUGAAGAACAAUGCCAACUCAUACCAUAGACAUUUUUAGUAGAAAGGUUAGUACUAUAAUUUUGAGAAAUGUAGUAGUUAUUAUAAAUAUAUAGUCUUAUUUAGUUUGAUUAUAUGUUGACAUAACUAUGUAUUAGGAGUAGUACAUGCCUGCUACUCAGACGUCCGUGAAAGCAAAGAAGCUAACAAAAAAUGUCAUAAAGGCUGGUCCUUUAUUUUGUUUGCA